Diversispora eburnea is the source of this 3585-nucleotide messenger RNA. The record is from the annotation of a GenBank genome assembly. Lineage: Eukaryota; Fungi; Glomeromycota; Glomeromycetes; Diversisporales; Diversisporaceae.
AUGGCAGUAGAUGGGGUUGCACCCAGAGCUAAAAUGAAUCAACAACGUGGUAGACGGUUUAGAACUGCAAAAGAUGCAGCUGAAGCCGUUAGGAGAGCAAAACAAAAAGGUGAAGAGUUGCCAAAAGAAGCUCCAUUUGAUAGUAAUUGUAUUACUCCAGGCACCGAAUUCAUGACAAAAUUAUCACAUCAACUUAAAUAUUUUAUUAAUAAAAAGGUGACCGAGGACUCAAAUUGGGGAAAUGUAAAAAUAGUAUUAUCUGGACAUGAAGUACCAGGUGAAGGAGAACAUAAAAUCAUGGAAUAUAUUCGUAGUGCUAAAGCACAAUCCGAUUAUGAUCCCAAUGUUAGACAUUGUUUAUAUGGUUUGGAUGCAGAUUUAAUAAUGUUGGGUCUUUUGAGUCACGAUCCUCACUUUGCUUUGCUUAGAGAGGAAGUCACUUUCGGACCCAGCAAAAAGAAAAAGCAUGGACGCAUAGAGUCACAAAAUUUUUACCUCAUGCAUUUAUCCCUUUUACGCGAAUAUUUGGAUCUUGAAUUUUCCACUCUUCGCGAAUCUCUUACAUUCGAGUAUAAUCUCGAAAGAAUAAUAGACGAUUUUAUUUUAUUAGCAUUAUUUGUUGGUAAUGAUUUUAUACCACAUUUGCCUAGUCUUCACAUAGCUGAAGGGGCACUUGGAUUAAUGUUUAGAGUCUACAAAAAGACAUUACAACAAGCCGGUGGUUAUAUAAAUAAUGGAGGAUUAUUAGAUAUGAAACGAUUAGAGAUGAUAUUUAAAGAAUUAGGUGAUUUUGAAAGGGACAUUUUUACAAGUGAAUCUGAUGAUCAAAAAUGGUUCAAGGGAAAACAGAAGAGUCAUUUAGAACAGAUAGAGAAGAAUAAAAACAAUAAAAAAUUAGUAUUGUCGCCAAGGCAAAAAGACAUCUUCGAAAAGAUAAAAGAAUUAGUUAAAUCACGAUCGGAUGAACCUGAGCAUUUCCCAUCUGAUUAUCCAGCUCGAGACCGUGUUUUUAUUCAGAAUUUGGCUAAGGAAUUACAUAUUCAACAAUUAGUUGAAUGCGACGAAGGAACAGAAGAUAAGCACUUAUAUGUACAAUAUGAUUCAGAAGGAGAGUCUGAUGAUGACAUGAUAGCUACAAGGGAAAAGGUAUUUCGUAAAUAUGAAAAAGCCGACGUUAUUGAAGAUGAUGAUGCUGAAGCUUUUGAAGAGAAGGAGAGACAAAAAAAUGAAUUGAAGUUUAUUGAGUGUAAAAAAGAUUACUAUAAGAAAAAGAUGAAUAUAGAUUAUGAUAACCCAGAACAAAUCGAUAAAUUAAUUGGUUCAUAUGUGGAAGGAUUACAAUGGGUUUUACAUUACUAUUAUAACGGUGUUGCAUCUUGGGGAUGGUUUUAUCCUUAUCAUUAUUCACCAAAAAUUACAGAUCUACAAGGUCUAGAAAGAUUUGAUAUAAAAUUUGAACUCGGGAAACCAUUUAAACCAUUCGAACAAUUAAUGGGUGUUUUACCAGAAGGGAGCAAACACCUUUUACCUCUUCCACAUCAGGUACUUAUGACUGAUCCUAAUUCUCCAAUCAUAGAUUUUUAUCCCACCGAAUUUGAUCUUGAUAUGAAUGGGAAAAAGCAAGAUUGGGAGGCAGUGGUUAACAUUCCCUUCAUUGAUCAAGAUAGAUUAAUUGCUGCAUUAGAUUCUAAUGAACAUUUAUUAACGGAAGAAGAAAAGGAGAGAAAUAAAAUUGGAAAAAGUCUACAGUUCACAUAUGAUCCUGAUCUCGAAGAAAACCAUACGUAUUCUUCUUCUUUACCAGGUUUCUUCUCAGAUGUCCAACAUUGUCAUUGUCGUAUGAAAGAAUUCCACCUUCCAACGCUUAAUGGAUUAAAAUUACUUAAAGGAUUGUGUGAUGGUGUCAAAUUAGGUAUAGAAGCAAUGGCAGGUUUUCCAUCACUGGAAACGAUACCUCACACAGGGGCACUUCAACAACACGGUGUUAAUGUUUUUAAUUCUGAGAGCAAAAAUGAAACAAUGGUCAUUACGUUAAAAAACCAAUUCGAAAACAAAAAAAUCGAAGAUAUAGCGAAAGAAAUUAUUGGAAAAAGAAUAUUUGUUGGUUGGCCUUUUCUUCAAGAAGCUAAAGUUCAGGCUAUAUCCAAUGAUCGUUGCAGAUAUGAAUUGCCCUCUUAUUCCGAUGGUAUCAAACAUGUCACAAAAACUGUACAUAGAUCCGAGAACCUAGAAUCUUGGCGUAAGAAAGCCGAAAAGUUAGAACAUGUAUAUAGCAAAAGAUUUGGAACAAUUACAGGAACCGUGGAAGUUGUUGCACACGUUUUGAUGCUUAAAGGGUUAAAGAGGUUAGGUAAUGGUGAAUUGGUAAAAGAAUAUGCUAACGUGGGGGAAGAAGUAGAUUAUGCAAUACAGACAACCGUGAGCAGCAUUGAGUCUGAGGAUCCUCGAUUUGAAGAGAAGCCUCCAAUCCCUAUUGAAGAGGAAUUUCCGAUAAGAACGCCAAUAUUCUUUUUGAGUAGUCCUCUUUAUGGAAGUCCAGGACAUAUUUACCAGAAUUCAGAAAAAAAAUUAGCUGUUAAAAUUGGGUAUAAUAUUAGCAAGGAACCUGAUUUUGGUUUAUUAAUCGCACAAGAAUUUGCUAAUCGGGUUAAAUAUUAUCCGUCUUACUAUGUCGCGAAAGAGUUGGAUAUGACAGGCCUAACAUUAAGUAAACUGACCGCUAGCCUACAUGUGAUUUGUAAAUCAACAGAUCAACGAGUAAAUCUUGGUCUCAAUUUAAAAUUUGAAGCCAAGAAACAAAAGGUAUUAGGUUAUACUAGAAAAACGAAGGAUUUCGGUUGGGAAUAUAGUGAAAAGGCCAUGGAAAUUUUGGCACAAUAUAUGGAAAAAUUCCCGGAAUUUAUCCGAGCACUGGAAAGCAAGCACAAAGACGAAAUAUACUCUGCGGAAGACUUUUAUCCUAAAGCGGAGAAAGCGGAGGCAGUUGAAAGAAUUCGUGCUAUUAAGGAUUGGCUCAAAACUGUAGAAGUAAGAGAUUUUGAGAAGGUGUCAUUGGAUGCAGAACAAUUAGAUAAGGAAGCUAUUGCGAAAGUUGAAAAAGCCGCUGAUGAAUAUAAUAAAAAACAAAUUUAUUGUAAACUUGUUGUCGACAAAGUUCCACGGCAUGUAUUACUGAAGCCAGAACAUGCCUUAACUCGGUUACAGGGUCAGAAUUUCAAUCUUGGGGAUCGUGUUGUUUUCGUUCAAGAUUCUGGUAGGGUCCCAAUUGGAGCUAAAGGUACAGUGGUUGGCAUCGAGAAAUCUAAUAUAGAUGUUUUGUUCGACGUUUCAUUCAUGAGUGGAUCUACAUUGGGCGAUAGGUCCAAUAGGCCUCGGGGCGGUUCUGGCGGAAUGAAUGGAUACGCGAACGUGGGUUCGCUUCGCCCACGUUCGUAUAUUGGAGGAUCGAUUUAUCCUCCUCAAAACAAUUUUCGAGGGGGGAGAGGAGGAAGUGCUGGGUUUUUACACCGAGGGAGCAGUCGUGGUGGACAUUUCGGCAACGGAAUUUCAUCACGAGGAAGGGGGAGAGAUGAUGGGAAAACUUAA